GUUGAUUUGCUUUAUUCUGGGAUAUUUGCUUGAUAAUAAUGUAAGUAAUAUUUGUUUUGUAAUUUCUGAAGCCUGUUUUUCCUGCUAAACACCGUGUGUUUCUCCCAUAAACACAGGUAACCAUUUCACACGCUUAAUAGGAGUGCUUGGAAUUUUCCACCACGCACUUCAAGCUGUUACACAAGUCAUCGGCAUAAAUCAUCUAACCACUGUGGUCAUGUACAACUGGAGCGAAACACCAGAACAAAGAUCAGACCGGCAGAGACUUUACCAAUCAUCGGCACUCUUCUACAUUCUUAUCAUUUCUUUAGAAUAUUAUAAACUCUUUUCAAAAUUUAAAAAAAUCAUUUUGACUUCUUCAAUCUCUUGUAAGUCAUUUUAAAAUUUUUCCUUCCGAGCUUUCCAAACCUUCCGAACACCUCAAAAUCCUCUAAACUCUUUCUCCAUCGUUCUUCAUGUCUGGACGCAAAUAUACUUUAGGUUUCUCACCAACUUCUAAACUUUUCUAAAACCGCCACUAUUUCUUUUCCAAACUUUUCUUCUUCAACUGCUGGAGAAAUGCUCCAGGUUUCUCCAAGCUUUGAUUUCUCCAGCUUCAGUCCGGUGGAGUCGCAGAAAGCGAGCAGCUCAGAUGGCUGUCAAAGGCUUCGUUCUAGUUCCCUUUUUGAGACAUCAGAUUUGAUCGAGUGCCAAAAAAACUUCCUCAGACCUCGUUCCAGAUCCUUCUACACGUUUGAUCAAAAUGAAAACAACGAAGACCAGCAAGCUUUUCAGGCGGAUGCUGGGAAAGAAGACACCAGGGGAAACAUUCGCAUCAAACCGUCAUCAAAACGAUCCACAGCAGGACUAAACAAACACCUGAGUAAAGAUCAUGGAGGUACGAGAGGAAACGCUAAAAACAUCCCGAUGUUGACCAUCACAGAACCAGACAGCUGGGAGAUCAGCUCUUCUUCUGGCAUGAAAUACGGUCACUACGUGGACUGGGAGAAAAUCGACCCAGAAGCUGCCGGUCGCUUCCAGAAAGUUCUCUGCAGUGAUCAAUCCGAGCUGAAGGAAAUGGCUCGCUCGGGAUUCUGGGUGAUGCAACACACACUGCAGGCCAAAUCCUACCAACACCUCAUCCACCGCAUCGAGUGCACAUCCAGCGUUGACGACUCGGAGACGUAUCGCCGCCUGGCAGGCAGGAUGUUUGAGGAGCACGGAAGGAGCACGCAUCCUUUCCCCAGAUUCAUGAAAGACGGUGAGAUUCCUCGCUACUGCCUGAAUAAAUCUGGCCUGAACUCAGUGAAGAAGAUCCUCCUGUGUGUGAGUGAGACCUUCCCAGAGAUGACCUUUUGCCCCAUCUUGCCAGCUCUGGUGUCUCUGCUGCUUCACUACAGUGAAGACGAGGCUCAGUGCUUCCACAGCAUCUGCUCACUGGUGCGCUACACAGAUCCACAGAAGCGCUACAUCGAUCAGAACUUUGUUACCACCCACGCGUCCUGCAUGACCUUCGGCGACUUAGCCAACAAAUACUGCCGGGGAAUCCGUAAGCUAAUCGCAAGCUCCCAUCAGAACCUCUUCGAGUUCUACUCGGACUGGAUCAUGUGGAUUUUCGACGACAUGCCUUUCAGCUACGCCAUCCGAGUGCUGGACGUCUACCUGGUCGAGGGCUACAAGGUUCUGUACCGUGUGGCUUUAGCGCUCCUCAGCCUCUACAAGGUCUCGGUUAGUUCUCGAGUGGCCGAUGUAGAAGAUUUCAAGCAGGACAUGAAGAGGUUUGUGGAGAACGUGAGCCGUCAUAGUAGCGUUGAUGCUCUGCUUCAGAGAGCCUUCAGCAUCCAGCUGCCUACACGCGAGGAGCUGAACUUCCUCUACAACGCUAACAAACAGGCGCUAAUACGGAGAGGGAUCGAGCACAAGAGCUCUUAUCAGAGUGUGGAUUUGGAGUGUUUUGGCUCCAGUGUGGUGUCUGAGACGGAGAUGCGGGUGGUGUGGGCCUGGAUUCCUGAGCGCUUUUCUCUCUUCAGCCCUGAACGCCUCUACAGCACCGAGGAACAUGGCAGAAAUCUCACAGCGUUUUAUGCGUGCGUUGAAGGUCAUGAGCCAACGGUGCUGCUCCUGAAAACAGUGGACGAGGAGGUAUGUGGAGCGUUUUUGCCUUCAGACUGGACUCUGAGGAGGUGUGAGGGAGCAGAGCUGCAGUUUUUCGGCACUGGCGAGUGUUUCGUCUUCACACUGAGGCCAGCGAUGGAGCGAUACCAGAAAACUGUGCUGCACAUCUCAGGAACAACAGGAAGGAAGGAAUCCUCUACAGCUUCCUCUUCCUCAACUGCCACUUCCUGUGGUGUGAUCACAUCAUCCUGCUCCGCCUGCUCUGCUGUGACCCCUCACUUCAUGGGCGGAGAUGACAAGAUGUUGGUUAUCGGUGGAGACAAGGGACAUGCUCUGUGUCUCUGUACGGGUCUCACAGAGGGACAGUCUACAUACUGCGACACGUUCGACAGUCCUAUCCUCUGCAGGGGCAAAUUCAGGAUCCAGAGUCUGGAAGUUUGGGGAAUUCAGUAUGAUCCAUUUUAAAGCACGCACACUCACACACACACACACACACACACACACACACACACACACACACACACAUUUAUUCUGAUUGUGUUUUAUGAUCUGUGACGUUUGUAUGUAACUUAUUUAUCGAGCGUUUGUUUAUUCUCAUCAACAUGCAGUGGAGUGGAAAUACACCCAGCUAUUAUUAUUAUUAUCUGUGACAUAUGGAGCACAUGAAUCACUAGAACACUGAUUAUUUUGAUUUUUUUUCUCUUUUCUUUCAGACAUCUGAUUUCAUCAAUAAAACAAAUGCAAUUAUAUCAUCA
This is a messenger RNA of Neoarius graeffei (lesser salmon catfish), 2849 nucleotides long. RefSeq names its product TBC1 domain family member 24-like. The transcript is spliced from 7 exons. The record is from RefSeq and is a predicted model, not a curated record. Bases 559 to 2559 code for a protein of 666 amino acids. Lineage: Eukaryota; Metazoa; Chordata; Actinopteri; Siluriformes; Ariidae.